Molecule: messenger RNA, 411 nt
Organism: Fusarium tjaetaba
Lineage: Eukaryota; Fungi; Ascomycota; Sordariomycetes; Hypocreales; Nectriaceae
Exons: 2
Coding region: 1-411 (136 amino acids)
Source: RefSeq, a predicted model, not a curated record
AUGUAUCGCGAGAAUCAUCCUGGUCCUCUCUCCCUCCCCGCCAUGUGGAGUUCCCCCAGCGACGAGGCAAUCCCUCUGCCAAAGCAAUCCCACCACGAUAACCAUCGAUCCCGCCAAGCAAGCACAUGCUCUGAACGCAGCUGCGAAGGCAUGAGCCUUGAUGAGACGAGAGAGCUGUGGAGAUGUAUGCUUGAGCUGCAACUUCGAUAUGGAUGCUAUAACUCCACGAGGAUCGAUAUGGCUGUUGAUGCUGGAGAAUGCGGCAUUGACUUGAUGCCGAACCGCUUCAUUAUCGACACGCUCAAUGAAUCUGUUAUCGAUCUUCCUGAUGAGGGUCGAGAGCUCCUGAACCGUUAUCUAUGUCCAUCGUCGCCGACGAAGCAAAAGUGGAAGUUCUGGAAGAAGGACUGA